AUGCGCCCCGCCUCCCUCUUUGCCGCCGUCCUCCCCCUCCUUGGCCUCGUCCUCGCAGAGGAAGGCUCAAUCUCUGGCCCCACGACCUCCUCUGCCGCCGCCGGUUACUCUUGCGAUCCCUCGAAAUGCCAGCUGCCCAACUGCCACUGUGCAAGCACUGAUCCUCCGGGUGGUCUCGCUGUUGAAGACACGCCCAUGUUCAUCGUCUUCACCGCCGACGAUGCCAUCCAGAGCUACACCCUUGACUCUGUGAACCAGUUCCUGGCCCAGCGCAAAAACCCGAACGGCUGUCAGCCCAAGAUGACGUACUACAACUCCAUCGACUACACCAACUUCACACUCGUCACGGACUGGUACGUCGCCGGCAACGAGAUUGCGGACCACACAAUGACGCACGUCGGCACGCCCCCCGAGAACGAGGUCGCGGGUAAUCUCAUUGCCCUCAACCAGCUCGCCGGCAUCCCGCUCUCGUCCAUCAUCGGUUUCCGCGCGCCCUUCCUCAACUACUCGGUUGACACCCUCAAGCUCCUCGCCAGCAUGGGCUUCACCUAUGACUCCUCAUCUAGCGCGUCUAUCCCCGUCACUGAAUCAGACACUGAUGCCUACUGGCCGUACACGCUGGACUAUGGCAUGGCCAAUGACUGUCUCGCCGUCGAUGGCCUCUGCAAGGGCCAACCCCAGCUCCCCGGUUUCUGGGAGCUCCCGAUGUACGCCACCUUCGACAACCGUGGUAUCAACGGUCCCCAUCUGAUGGACCCCUGGCUUGACGCUGCCAACGGCGAGACUGCAGUCAACGACACUGCGACGCUCGAGUACCUCAAGAACACCUUCAUGGCCCACUACAACGCCAAGCGCCAACCCUUCGGUCUCUACACUCACCCCAUCCACGUCUCGCUGAGCGUCCCGGGCUCCACCGCUUCGACGAAGACGAUCGCGAUGAUCAACCAGUUCCUUGACUGGGCACAGCAGCAGCCAAACACUUGGAUUGUCUCCUCUGAGCAGCUCCUCGCGUGGGUCCGCAACCCGACCAAGCUCUCGGACCUCAACAACUUCGCGCCUCUCAAGUGCUCCACUCCCGCGAUCGACGACUCGGUCAAGAUCUGCAACGGUAUGCCUUCGCACGAGGCUGGCCUGAUCCAACUGUGCCCCUUCUCGGACUUCCCCUUCUACACUUGCUAUGGCUGCCCUGCGGACCACCCCACGCCUUCGGACCCGAGCCCCGCACAAUCGACGGUGUCCUCCGCUCCCCGCGUCCGCAUCGCGUCCAACUGCUCGACGCCGUUCUGGGACCCGGUCAAGGGCGAGUGCCUCUGCACGUCGGACUCGUGCGCCUUCACCGACACCUCGCGCCCGAUCGGCCCCAACGGCGCAAACCUCACCGGCGACAGGAUCAACUCGUCUGACGGCUCCAGUGCGAGCCAGAGCUCGGACCCCUUCCCGCGGCCCGCACUUCCCGCUGGCGUGCUUUCCGCGCUCCUCGUUGGGGUCGUCGGUGCCUUCGUUGGCGCCUUUGCCGCCGUCGCGCGUGUCUGA
This is a messenger RNA of Epithele typhae, 1533 nucleotides long. RefSeq lists its product as uncharacterized. Gene Ontology annotation, biological process: carbohydrate metabolic process. The transcript has 8 exons. The record is from RefSeq and is a predicted model, not a curated record. The coding region runs from base 1 to 1533 and encodes 510 amino acids. NCBI's taxonomy places the organism in Eukaryota, Fungi, Basidiomycota, Agaricomycetes, Polyporales, Epitheliaceae.